AUGACAUUGAAGAUGCCAACUGCUACUUUACUGUGUGUUACCAAUCUGGAUGGGACAUCAGCUCUUUACAAACAACUCCAGAUAUGAUCCCAGAUCUGCAAUGUGGCAACAACACCGUCUGUUUCAAACCUGGUUCUGAUGACAUUUGCUCUAAUAUGACUUUCACCUUCACCUCCUGCACCAACACUUCCUUUCAGUUCAACAGAAGCAUCACCCGCGAUUUUUUAGAUGUCAAAAAUAUAAAUCAAACUGCUCCAACACAAUUUCCUGUAGAAUUUAAAGCAGAAUUACCUCCAAACUGCAACCUCUCCAUUAAUUACACCUGUCAUAUUUUCUAUCCUCGUCGAGGCUACUACCCAGAGAUUCACAGAUUCAAUGAGACUAAGAAUCUAUCUGAGCUGGAGCCGUUCACGGACUACGAGUGUAUCGGUCUCAUCAAGGACAAGAACAAUGUCAACGUAUACAACACAACUGAAGUCCACGUCCGGAUCGACUGUGAUCUCGAAAUAGACUUCACCAAUACCAGUACCACCAACACAUCCUCUCAGCUGACUUGGACCACGACCAGUAACAGAUGUAAAGACGUGUUUCAGAAUCUUCCAAAGCUUUUGUUCGACUGCCGCUGUGGAGAUUCAUCCCAACGUAUAAGGUUGUUAAAUCAGACUUCAGUAGGAACCUGCUACAUUACUGAUCUGCAGCCAUACACGGUCUACACCUGCUGGGUCCAACCCUCCAACGACUUGGAAGCCAGGAAGCCUUUUCAAGUUAAACAGAAAACUAAGAUUGGAGUACCAGAGGAUGUACAUAAUCUGAAGCUGGAGGUUAAAGACCAUAAUACGAUCAUUGUGACCUGCAAUCAUUCUCAAAUCUUCAAUGGCCCUGAGAGAAUAUUCAAAGCACAACUUCAUGAUGGUGGUAGCUCUGUGGAAAGAAAUGAUGAAACAUGUGAAUUUGAAUUCAAGAACCUGAAGUACUCUACGAACUACACAGUGAAGGUGACUGCUGCCAACAGUCUGUUUGAGAGCAACCCCAUCACAAAGCAAAUUUCUACUGAAUAUGUCAAUUCUGGAAUUGUUUUUCACGUCUUCCACAUCCUCCUCACGUCUGUGGCUCUGCUGCUCGUCAUCUACAAGAUCUAUGACUUGAGGUCCAGGAAGUCCCAGUGGCCUGGAUGUCCCUGAAGGUGGAGCAGUCGAAGACGGCCGUGAUUGUCUUCUUUCCCGUCUUGUAGGGAUAAAAGAAGAUGUUGAUACGGAACUGUUGUUUUGGUGCCAGGUCCGGGAGCCUGGGAGAGACACAGAG
Messenger RNA from Platichthys flesus (European flounder), 1302 nucleotides. Its product is annotated as receptor-type tyrosine-protein phosphatase C-like. Lineage: Eukaryota; Metazoa; Chordata; Actinopteri; Pleuronectiformes; Pleuronectidae. Gene Ontology annotation, molecular function: protein binding. The record is from RefSeq and is a predicted model, not a curated record. Bases 84 to 1181 code for a protein of 365 amino acids. The transcript is spliced from 9 exons.